AUGGCCGACUCAGAGUAUAUCCUAUACUCCUACUUCCGGUCCUCCUGCUCCGCGCGCCUCCGUAUCGCCCUUAACCUUAAGUCCAUCCCUUACACCACGAUCCCCACCAACCUCCUCAAGAACGAACACCUCGCCCCGGCUCACCGCGCCCUCAACCCAUCCGCCAGCGUCCCCCUUCUCGUCCACUGCGCUGCCGCAAACUUCAGGGUCACUCAAUCCGUCGCGGCGCUCGAGUACCUCGAGGAGACCCACCCUUCGUCGACGCCCCUGCUUCCCAGGGACCCCAAGGCCCGCGCCGUGGUCCGCAGCCUGGUGGACAUCAUCGCCUGCGACGUCCAGCCCGUGACCAAUCUCCGUAUCAUGCGACGCGUGCGGGCGCUCGGCGGAGAUGCGGAGCAGUGGAACCGCGAGCUCAUGGCGGACGGGCUCGCAGCGUACGAGGCUGUCGCCCAGGAGUGGGCGGGGCGUUAUUCCGUUGGCGACGAGAUCUCCCUGGCUGAUGCGUGUCUGUUGCCGGCUUACUGGAACGCUGAGAGGUUCGGCGUGGAUUUGAGUGGCUAUCCUACGAUCAGGGAGAUCGUGGACGGUUUGAAGGAUCAUCCUGCAGUGAUCAAGGCGAAUUAUCACAACCAGCCCGAUACUCCCGAGGAGCUUAGGAUCAAGUAG
Molecule: messenger RNA, 666 nt
Organism: Colletotrichum graminicola M1.001
Lineage: Eukaryota; Fungi; Ascomycota; Sordariomycetes; Glomerellales; Glomerellaceae
Product: maleylacetoacetate isomerase
Exons: 1
Coding region: 1-666 (221 amino acids)
Biological process (GO): glutathione metabolic process; L-phenylalanine catabolic process
Cellular component (GO): cytoplasm; mitochondrion
Molecular function (GO): glutathione transferase activity; maleylacetoacetate isomerase activity
Source: RefSeq, a predicted model, not a curated record